Messenger RNA from Saccoglossus kowalevskii, 983 nucleotides. RefSeq lists its product as uncharacterized. The record is from RefSeq and is a predicted model, not a curated record. NCBI's taxonomy places the organism in Eukaryota, Metazoa, Hemichordata, Enteropneusta, Harrimaniidae.
UUUAAAGCGGGUCCGUCGUCGCGCUGCGCAUGUCCAGAGUUUUUAUUUACAAACACCUUUUGUUGCCCACAAUGCACCUCGCUAUUUUUUUCUAAUUCAAAAUGGCGGCAAACUACGAUUUAGCGAUGAUUGAGGAAGCACUGCGAACAGUUGAAAACGUUGAUGAACCAAGGUCCUGCAAAUGCAAAGGUGCCUGUAUGCGGAAACACGGACGUGGAGCUUGUCCUUGCAAGACAUGGGACGAAUUGUGCAACGAUGCAUGUAGUUGUGGUAAACACCGGCCAUGCAUGAAUAAGGCAUCGGAUUCUACAUCUGAAGACUCAGAUGGGGCUGAAGAUGCAGUAGCAGUGAACACUCGCAUCCCUCAGAGAAAACGACGACUAGUGGUGCAGAGACAGGUGCCGCUCAGUGAGGAGGAUAAACAAAGAGACCACAAAAGAAAAAUGCAGGAAUUUGUUAGUGGUCUACCCAGAGAAAGGCUUGAGCAUAUAACAUUAGAGUUGUUCAGACGUCAACCAGGUGCGUGUGCUGACUUGGUAUUACAAGAAGGCUCAGACCCCACCAUCAGUAAUCCACCUCCAGAUCCACUACCUGUUCCCAAGCCUAAUGAGACUACUCCACCAUGGUGCAAGUGUGGACAAUGCAUAAAUAUGCCAACUCAGAUUGAGAACAAAUGUUGUGUUGUCAGACAAGGCCAAGAGUGUCUUACUGGUUCUUGGUUAUUCCAACAUUUAGUAUUAGAUGGUGAUGUCCUUGAAGUAGCAAUGAGAGUGGUGGCUGAUGUAUAUGCUGAGAAUCCUCUUAGAGACAAUGCAUGUUUUCGUCACUAUGCCUAUAGGCAAUUUAUUUAUUGGCAAUAUGGACGUUUGGGGAAAGGUAACCGUCGUGUUGUACCAUCAUGCUGUGUUUGGGCAGUAAGGCGAAGAUUUCCUAGCCCCAAUAAUGUAUAUGUUGGCUUUAAAGAAGGUGCAAUACAGGAUUGA